This is a messenger RNA of Mauremys reevesii (Reeves's turtle), 4216 nucleotides long. RefSeq names its product zinc finger protein 135-like. Gene Ontology annotation, biological process: regulation of DNA-templated transcription. The transcript has 9 exons. The coding region runs from base 25 to 3639 and encodes 1204 amino acids. NCBI's taxonomy places the organism in Eukaryota, Metazoa, Chordata, Testudines, Geoemydidae. The record is from RefSeq and is a predicted model, not a curated record.
CAGAGAGCCCUCUACAGGGACGUCAUGCAGGAGAACCAUGAGACGGUGACCUCGCUGGCAGGAUUCCCCGUUCCCAAACCUGACCUGAUCUCCCAGCUGGAACGAGGGGAAGAGCCGUGGGUCCCAGAUCUCCAGGCCUCUGAGGAAAGUGUGAGCCCGAGAGGCACCUGCACAGCAGGUGAUAGGACAGUGAGUGAGAACAAGGAAGAGAAUCAGCAGCAGGAAGGUCCUCAGCGAGUGGAACAGCAUGAGAGGUUUUUGAGCAGAGCUGAAGGGAAUUUUUCCCAGUGCUUGAAACAGGGAGAAGCCUGGGGAGAUCAACACGGAUCAGAGAUGCAGCUGGGAAACUAUCCCAGGAAGAAACUGGAUGAAUCCUCUGAAUGUGAUGGAGGAUGGAAGGAUCCCAAGGAAACCACCAUCCAGAAGACAAGUCACAAUGAAGAGAAACCCUACAAAUGCCUUGACUGUGGGAAAAGAUUCCAUUUCAGUGCAAACCUUCUUACACAUCGGAGAACCCACACAGGACAGAAGGCCUACGAAUGCUUGGACUGUGGGAAGAGCUUCCGUCAGAGGUCAGGCUUUACUACACACCAGAGACUGCACACAGGAGAGAAACCCUAUAAAUGCUUUGGCUGUGAGAAAAGCUUCGUACACAAGUCCAGGCUUAUUGUACACCAGAGAGUACACACAGGAGAAAGACCCUAUAUAUGCCGUGAGUGUGGGAAAGCUUUUAUUCAGGGCUCAGGGCUUAUUAGACAUGAGAUCAUCCACACAGGAGAGAGACCCUUUAAAUGCCAUGAGUGUGGGGAAAGUUUUAUUCAGAACUCAAAGCUUAUUACACAUCAGCAAAUCCACACAGGAGAGAGACCUUAUAAAUGCUUUGAGUGUGGGAAAGGUUUUAUUCAAAAUGCAGCACUUAUUGAACAUGAGAGAACUCACACUGGAGAGCGACCCUAUGAAUGCCUCGAGUGUGGGAAAAGUUUCAGUUUGAAAUCAACCCUUAAUGCACAUCGGAAAACCCACACAGGAGAGAGACCCUAUAAAUGCCUUGAGUGUGGGAAAUGUUUUAGUGAGAGCACAGGACUUGUUAGACAUAGGAGAAUCCACACAGGAGAAAGACCCUAUAAAUGCCAGGAGUGUGGGAAAAGUUUCAAUGUGAAAUCAACCCUUAAUCUACAUCAGAAAAUGCACACAGGAGAGAGACCCCAUAAAUGCUUGGACUGUGGGGAAAGCUUCAUUCAGAAGUCAAAGCUUAGUGAACACCAGAGAGAACAUCAUGGAGAGAGACCAUAUAAAUGCCUCGACUGUGGGGAAAGUUUCCCUGACCGAAGAAAACUUACUAGACAUCAGAGAAUCCAUACAGGAGAGAGGCCCCAUAAGUGCUUUGACUGUGGGAAAAGCUUCAUACACAAGUGCAGACUUGUUUUGCACCAGAAGAGAGUGCACAUGGGAGAGAAACCCUUUAAAUGCCAUGAAUGUGGGAAAGGUUUUAGUCAAAGUGAUCAUCUUAUUACACAUCAGCGAACCCACACAGGAGAGAGACCCUAUGGAUGCCUUGAGUGUGGGAAAACUUUCCGUUACCGCUCAAAUCUUACUAGACAUGGGAAAAUCCACACCAGAAAGAUGCAUUAUAAAUGCCUCGACUGUGGGGAAAGCUUCAGUAAGAGCUCAGCGCUGACCAAGCAUGAGAGAAGCCACAAGGGUGAGAAGAAAAAGGAGAAGAAACGCCUCUGUGAAAUCAGGAUGGAAGGUAAUUUUACAGGGCUGAGGAAUCAUGUCCACCUGUCGCUCCAGAUCCUCCCGUCUUCCAUGGGACAGGGAAGGGAAAUGGCUGUGAUGGAGCCAGCUCAGAUGCCGGUGACCUUCGAGGAGGUGGCUGUGUAUUUCACCCAGGCGCAGGGGGCUCUGCUGGACCCCGCUCAGAGAGCCCUCUACAGGGAUGUCAUGCAGGAAAACCAUGAGACGGUGACAUCGCUGGCAGGAUUCCCCGUUCCCAAACCUGACCUGAUCUCCCAGCUGGAACGAGGGGAAGAGCCGUGGGUCCCAGAUCUCCAGGCCUCUGAGGAAAGUGUGAGCCCGAGAGGCACCUGCACAGCAGGUGAUAGGACAGUGAGUGAGAACAAGGAGGAGAAUCAGCAGCAGGAAGGUCCUGAGCGAGUGGAACCGCAUGAGAGGUUUUUGAGCAGAGCUGAAGGGAAUUUUUCCCAGUGCUUGGAACAGGGAGAAGCCUGGGGAGAUCAACACGGAUCAGAGAUGCAGCUGGGAAACUAUCCCAGGAAGAAACUGGAUGAAUCCUCUGAAUGUGAUGGAGGAUGGAAGGAUCCCAAGGAAACCACCAUCCAGAAGACAAGUCACAAUGAAGAGAAACCCUACAAAUGCCUUGACUGUGGGAAAAGAUUCCAUUUCAGUGCAAACCUUCUUACACAUCAGAGAAUCCACACAGGAGAGAAGGCCUACGAAUGCUUGGACUGUGGGAAGAGCUUCCGUCAGAGGUCAGGCUUUACUACACACCAGAGACUGCACACAGGAGAGAAACCCUAUAAAUGCUUUGGCUGUGAGAAAAGCUUCGUACACAAGUCCAGGCUUAUUGUACACCAGAGAGUACACACAGGAGAGAGACCCUAUAUAUGCCGUGAGUGUGGGAAAGGUUUUAUUCAGGGCUCAGGGCUUAUUAGACAUGAGAUCAUCCACACAGGAGAGAGACCCUUUAAAUGCCAUGAGUGUGGGGAAAGUUUUAUUCAGAACUCAAAGCUUAUUACACAUCAGCGAACCCACACAGGAGAGAGACCUUAUAAAUGCUUUGAGUGUGGGAAAGGUUUUAUUCAAAAUGCAGCACUUAUUGAACAUGAGAGAACUCACACUGGAGAGCGACCCUAUGAAUGCCUCGAAUGUGGGAAAAGUUUCAGUUUGAAAUCAGCUCUUAAUGCACAUCGGAAAACCCACACAGGAGAGAGACCCUAUAAAUGCCUUGAGUGUGGGAAAUGUUUUAGUGCGAGCACAGGACUUGUUAGACAUAGGAGACUCCACACAGGAGAAAGACCCUAUAAAUGCCAGGAGUGUGGGAAAAGUUUCAAUGUGAAAUCAACCCUUAAUCUACAUCAGAAAAUGCACACAGGAGAGAGACCCCAUAAAUGCUUGGACUGUGGGGAAAGCUUCAUUCAGAAGUCAAAGCUUAGUGAACACCAGAGAGAACAUCAUGGAGAGAGACCAUAUAAAUGCCUCGACUGUGGGGAAAGUUUCCCUGACAGAAGAAAACUUACUAGACAUCAGAGAAUCCACACAGGAGAGAGGCCCCUUAAGUGCUUUGACUGUGGGAAAAGCUUCAAACACAAGUGCAGGCUUAUUUUGCACCAGAAGAGAGUGCACAUGGGAGAGAAACCCUUUAAAUGCCACGAGUGUGGGAAACGUUUUAGUCAAAGUGCACAUCUUAUUAUACAUCAGCGAACCCACACAGGAGAGAGACCCUAUGGAUGCCUUGAGUGUGGGAAAACUUUCUGUUACCGCUCAAAUCUUACUAGACAUGGGAAAAUCCACACCAGAAAGAUGCAUUAUAAAUGCCUCGACUGUGGGGAAAGCUUCAGUAAGAGCUCAGCGCUGACCAAGCAUGAGAGAAGCCACAAGGAUUUGCUGCUUCUUUGAACAGUGAAAAUGACCAGUGUCUGUCAGCAAAGCACUGAGGGUGAGUGCUGGAUACAGACUCCAGGAGUCAGGGACUGCAAUGGGGAAGGAAGUGACUGUCUGAUCCCUUUGGAGAUGUGAGAUACUGUCAGGCGGGGGAGAGGGUGGCCGGGUGGGCAGGGCCUUGAAAGGGCACUGUUUGCUCUUGCGAGCCAGAGAGCUGAGUCUGAGAACUGUGAACUCACUGCUCAUGUCCCAGAGAGAGAGGAAAUGUCCUACAAGUGCUGGGUGAAGUUGUCCUUCAACUCCGAAGGGCUACAAUUGAAGCCCCGAGAGGACUGAUGUGGAGAGGACUCAGCGACUCCCUGUUGCUGAGAGGAGGAGGCCGGGCAAAUGCCUCUCUCAUGGAUUGUUAGCGCUUUUCUACCAGCUUUAACUUGUUCCUCUUUCCCUGGGGCACCUGUGUGGCUGGAGCAGCAAUGUGCUGCGCUGGGGCUGAAAUCCACCAUGCUGAGCUGGGCGUUGGAUGCUGGUGGGGGUUGGUAUUAACUUUUAUUUCUUGGUUUGAAUAGAAUAAAGUAGAAUUUAGUUUUUCGAA